AUGUCAACCUUUUUCGUUUUAUUCCUGGCCCAGGUUCAGGAUGGUUCCUUGGUCUGGGUACCUUUCCUGGAGCUGGCCUCGAACCUGGAGGGCGCCAAACAAAAAAGAGCUGGGGCUCGAGGUCUGUGUUGGGCCCCUGGCCAGGCGAAAGACUGCCCUCCACCCCCACCCCGAGGCCUAGGCCAGGGUCCGGGCCUGAAGGGCAAGGAGCCGGUGGUGUACCCCUGGAUGAAGAAGAUCCAUGUGAGCGCGGUCAACCCCAGUUAUAACGGAGGGGAACCCAAGCGCUCUCGAACCGCCUACACCAGGCAGCAGGUCCUGGAGCUGGAGAAGGAGUUCCACUUUAACCGCUACCUGACCCGGCGGCGCCGCAUCGAGAUCGCUCACACGCUCUGCUUGUCCGAACGCCAAGUCAAGAUCUGGUUUCAGAAUCGCAGAAUGAAAUGGAAGAAAGAUCACAAACUGCCCAACACCAAGAUGCGCUCCUCCAACUCGGCUUCUGCCCCAGCUGGACCCCCAGGGAAAGCACAGACUCAGAGCCCCCAUGCCCAUUCCCACCCAGGCAUCUCCACACCUAUUUCUUCCUCCUCCAUCUAGUCCUCUGAGGAGCUAUACCACUCACUGUCUUCCCCUCAGCUGCUUCUCUCCUGUCUUCUGUCCCUUUCCCCUCCCACCGUGCCCUGUCUGGAUUAUAACAGACAAGACACCAAAACCAAAACCCAAUCUGGGGGAAAGCAAAACAAACAUAGAAGAUAUUAUCCUUGUAAGAAGGUGUGUUGGUUGGCAUCCAAAAGAAGACAAUUGGCCAGGAUGCUGGCUGGUGGAACAAUCUCCUGGCUUGAACAAGCUGCCAGGUUUGGGUACCCAAGAAGGACCACUGGGCAUGAAAUAACUCCGGAGAUGACUGAAGUUAAUGCAACAGCGUGUAUAUUUGUUACAAGCAAAAGAAAACAGACCCUUUCCCCACUGCACCCACGACCCUCUUCCCCAUCCAGGCAGCUCAUGCAAGCUUGUAUUGAACUGAGUAAAUGAGCAGACAUGGUGGACCUCACAAGAUUAUUUAACUCAAAAUGUAUAGACCUUCCUGGUAGGUGUGACACAUUAGUUUCCUUUCCUCGCAUUUAUUUAAGAUACUGUUAUAGACAUAUAGUUGUCUUCUCCUGGGCAGAAAUCUCUCAG
Molecule: messenger RNA, 1179 nt
Organism: Echinops telfairi (small Madagascar hedgehog)
Lineage: Eukaryota; Metazoa; Chordata; Mammalia; Afrosoricida; Tenrecidae
Gene: HOXA4
Product: homeobox A4
Exons: 3
Coding region: 1-597 (198 amino acids)
Biological process (GO): embryonic skeletal system morphogenesis; anterior/posterior pattern specification; regulation of transcription by RNA polymerase II
Cellular component (GO): nucleus
Molecular function (GO): DNA-binding transcription factor activity, RNA polymerase II-specific; RNA polymerase II cis-regulatory region sequence-specific DNA binding
Source: RefSeq, a predicted model, not a curated record